AUGUCUGACUUAAAUGUAACACAACGUAACCAUGGUAACGAAACUACGCCUUUUACCUCAAUCCUACUUUUUUCCACUUCCGGGCCACAGGAAUCGGGACCAAGUGUGAUAGAUUACAUCAAUUACGUUUUCCUUCCGGCAACUGUUACCAUAGGCAUCACGGGAAAUCUUCUGACUAUUGUCGUAAUGAAGUCUAAGCAAUUCUCCACCGCCCCUUCCUCAUAUUUGCUCAUCUGUCUGGCUGUCUCAGACAGUGUUCUGCUUUUGAUACAGCCCUUGAACAAAUCAUUUGUUAUGGAUGUGAUUGGUCAAGACGUCAGAGCAUUAAAUAGCUCUCUUUGCAAACUGUACUUCGUCAUUCGAAGGGCCUCCAAAGUGACGUCAUCGUGGUUUGUCGUUGGUCUUUGCGUUGAACGUUUUAUUGCUGUGUGGUUUCCGUUGAAAGCAAAGUUUUAUAUGUCAAAACGUACAGUGCUUGCUGGGAUUUUGGCUGUUUAUUUUGUCACUUUUGCUUUCACUGGUGCGUUCAGCUACGCAACAGACGUGGUGAAGGGAAAAUGUCAACCCGACGCGUACGACCUGGAGGAUCCUGUUGCUAGAGAGAGGUUUGGUGCCAUGUUAAGGGCGGGAACAGUCUUGUAUUCUGUUGCUCCUAUGAUAAUACUAAUCACCCUGACGCCACUCAUUAUCGGGAAACUGAUCCACCACAACCAGACAAGGAAAAAGAUGACUGGAUCAGCUGUAAACAAUAGUAAAGAUGAUGGUCGCGUUACAGCCAUGUUGAUUGGUAUUGUUCUUGCCUACAUCAUACUGGUGCUACCAAUCACGAUUCUCCAUAAUGCCGCAUACGAACUCAAGAUCAGCGCAUUUGCCAGUAACAACGAUGGCUUUAACCUCUUCAAAGAAAUUUCCCAGUUGUUGGAACAAUUGAAUUAUGCGUUGAAUUUUUUCCUGUACGUGAUGACGUCACGGCGUUUCAGAAGCGUUCUGUUGGAAGUGAUCACCUGCAAAUCUUUCAGUUUUGAAAGAUCAAAGUCAAAGAGCACCACACUUACGUCGAAACUAUCUAAGUAAAUAUUUACUUUAUGG
Messenger RNA from Saccostrea cuccullata (small rock oyster), 1089 nucleotides. RefSeq names its product growth hormone secretagogue receptor type 1-like. Gene Ontology annotation, biological process: G protein-coupled receptor signaling pathway. Gene Ontology annotation, cellular component: plasma membrane. Lineage: Eukaryota; Metazoa; Mollusca; Bivalvia; Ostreida; Ostreidae. Bases 1 to 1074 code for a protein of 357 amino acids. Gene Ontology annotation, molecular function: G protein-coupled receptor activity. The transcript has a single exon. The record is from RefSeq and is a predicted model, not a curated record.